This is a messenger RNA of Didymosphaeria variabile, 948 nucleotides long. RefSeq lists its product as uncharacterized. The record is from RefSeq and is a predicted model, not a curated record. The coding region runs from base 1 to 948 and encodes 315 amino acids. The transcript has a single exon. Lineage: Eukaryota; Fungi; Ascomycota; Dothideomycetes; Pleosporales; Didymosphaeriaceae.
AUGUCUCUGCUCCAGAGACUCUUCAUGGCGUUCACAAUCAUACGACCUAAAGACAGCAUUGUACUCCCUCCACGUCGAAAGGUUGCUUUCGAAUUGACACUACCCAUGCAACAAGCAAAUCGCGUCGAAGAACUCACGGACAAGUAUAGACAAGCGGCGCAGAUGUCUUCAAAUGAACAAGUCAAGAUCGCCAAUGGCGACACGCAGAUUGCCUCGGCCUUGGGAUGUGCCAUCCAGGCACAAGUACACCAACUUCACCCCGGGCUGACUCUCAACAAAGAAACCAUCUAUGACCCCGUUCAAGACUUCGAGAACGUCACGGCCGAAGACCUGGAUGACAUGUAUGCUAGCUCAGACAACUACCCGAGACAAGCCGAAGCGCGCAGCAAGUGGCUCGCUGACCUUGAAGAAUGGUCUUUGCAAAAGCUCAUGGAAUCUGCGCACCUUAACGCCAUUGUCAACCUCAUCCACCAUAUCUCCGACAUGUUGGGGCUCAGAGUCGUAAUCUUUGCACAAUACCUUAGAUACCAGGACCUCGUAGACAGGCUUCUACGACAUCGUCAUAUUGUUUCCUAUAGGUAUGAUGGCUCGGUCGCGUCCUCCAAAAGGGCCAGGAUUCAGGCAAAUUUCGAAGCUCAGAAUAACUCGCGACCACUUCUCAUGACCGUUGGAGCUGGUGGGAUCGGCCUCAACCUGACCGAGGCAAAUAUCAUGAUACUUUGCGAUGAGAUGUGGAAUGAUAAUGAGGUAGCACAAGCCAUCUCCCGAUUGCACCGGCAGGGACAGGACCAAGAGGUUCUCGUCCUCAAAUUUGCCAUACCAAAUUCCGCGAUUGAUCUCGAGAUCAUUCGUACACGGGAGAACAAGGUGCAGGUCAACACCGACCUUCUCAAACCGUUGAUCACGAAACACGACGCCGAGCCCGUGAUUCUCAAGCUUCUUUACUGA